Molecule: messenger RNA, 13208 nt
Organism: Loxodonta africana (African savanna elephant)
Lineage: Eukaryota; Metazoa; Chordata; Mammalia; Proboscidea; Elephantidae
Gene: FREM1
Product: FRAS1 related extracellular matrix 1
Exons: 37
Coding region: 1173-7766 (2197 amino acids)
Biological process (GO): cell communication; anatomical structure morphogenesis
Cellular component (GO): membrane
Source: RefSeq, a predicted model, not a curated record
ACAGUUGACAGUCUUCAAAAAAGUCAUCUAGACUGCCCCCGCUGACAGGAAGGCAUAGUGAACAGGUGAGUUGGUAGUUUGCCUUUAAAGAUAUUCAGUUAAAGAGAGCGACGUUCUUAAAAGUACCCAUCAUCCCUGCAGGGUUCUUGUAGGAGAAUCAACUUAACAAGCUUGCCUCCAAGGUCUCUUAAAACUCUAGACAACUGUGAAUCUGUGAUUCUAAGCCAAAUAAACAUGGUCUCUUCCCACCACUCAAUCUUCAUGUGCUUUUGUUCUGUCAGGAUGGAAUGAUUAAAUUUUUAUACAUGAAAAAUAGUAGAAUUCAUCGCUGUCAAGAAGUUGUACACCUAUAAAAAGUUGUACUGGCAAAAGUUGUGUGAUAGAUAUAUUUACGACAAUGACCAAAAAAUUAAAUGGGCAAUAAAGAUACUCCCCUGAGAAUACUGGAAGCAGGAAACUAACAUGCUGAGGCUACUUAUGUAUGAUAAAAAACCUCAUGGGAUUUGGUUCCUUGGUUUGGAGGCUUAGGGUCAUGGUUUCAUGGGACAUCCCAGUUAAUGGACCUAAUAAUGUGUUUAGUGCUUCUGUUCUACCUCCUAGUUCACUGCAUAGUGCCUGGGGUCUUAAAAGCUUGCAAACAGCCAUCUAAGGCACAACAAUUGAUCUCUAUUCACCAGAGCAACAGAGGAAGAAGAGUCUGGAAUAGAAGGAGGAUAUGGAAUGUGUGGCUAAUUGCCACAACGAACAACUGCCUUGAGACCAGAAGAACUGGAUGGUGCCUGGCUACCAUUACGGAAUAUUUUGAUCAAAAAUUCCAUGGAAGAAUCCUGAUCAAAAGGAGUAAAAUACAGAACAGAAUUUCAAAUUCUCAUGGACUCCAGACUUUCUGGAGCCAUGGAGGCUGGAUGAACCCCUGAAACUAUUACCCUGAGGAUUAGAAAAGCUCUUGGGAGGCACAUUAAUCUUGCCGGCGUUGUCAGGAGUGAUCACCGAGUUUUAUUAAAAGACUCAGCGUUGCCUGAAAGGCCUCCUUGUCUGCGUUUGAAAUGAAAGGGGCAUGUUGAGACCCCCGGGCACACCUUUGGGACCCCUGGCCUGACCCCGUGUACUCUGAGCUGGCCCUCCUGGAGGACACACAGAGGACUCUUUUGUGUCAGGGAUCUCGCUGGCGGAUGGACAAGCUGCCCCCUGUCAGCAUGGCCUCUCAGGGAUGGGGUGGGCCCAGCACCCUGCUGGCCCUGCUGCUGCUGCUCCUGCUCCUGGGCCGGGCCAGCCCCACCUUUGUCAGUGUGAACCUCGGAGUGACAGUGAUGAAGGGUCACUCCGCCUACCUGUCAGGGGACAACCUGAAGUUUGCUGUCCCCAAAGAGAAAGAUGCCUGCAAAGUGGAAGUGGUAAUGAAUGAGCCCAUCACCCAAAGGGUUGGGAAACUCACGCCGCAGGUAUUUGACUGCCAUUUUCUUCCCAAUGAAGUAAAGUAUGUUCACAAUGGCUGCCCAAUUCUUGAUGAAGACACAGUGAAGCUUAGACUUUAUAGGUUUACUGACACAGACACCUUCACGGAAACCUUUAUCCUGCGGAUCUAUCUCCUGGAACCAGACUGUAACAUUAUCCAAAUGAGUAGCAGUGUGCUGGAGGUGUCUGAAUUCUAUGGUCUGUCCCGGGCCAUCGAUAAGAACUUGCUCAGCUUUGAUUAUGGUAGGGCAGCUAACCUGGAGUGUACUGUCAGGCUGGACCCUGUGGGAACCUGGCUGCCCGCCCACGGCCAGAUGGUCCUGGUGGAGCCUGGAGCAGAGGAACCUCGUGGAGAUCAGCCACACAGUUUUCUCCCUGAGUCCCAACUGGGAACAGAACUGAGGUGUCCAGGUGGAAGCUGUACCAUAGGACUGAAGAAAGUAGGAAGUCUCAAAGUGAGCUGUGAGGAGUUCCUGCUGAUGGGACUUCGAUAUCAACAUCUGGAUCCCCCUUCACCCAACAUUGAUUACAUCUCCAUCCAACUGGACCUCACAGAUAGCAGGAGCAAAAUCAUAUAUAAGUCAGAGAGUGCGUGGUUACCUGUCCACAUCAGAGCCGGCAUUCCGAAUCAGGUUCCAAGGGCUGCUUUCACGGCCACGUUUAUUCUGGAAGUGGAUCAGUUCAUCCUGACCUCUCUGACCACAUCGGUUCUGGACUGUGAAGAUGAUGAGACCCCCAAAUCCUUGCUGGUGUUCAACAUCACUAAACCCCCACUCCAGGGCUAUAUGACUCACCUGUUGGAUCACACCAAACCCAUCACCUCCUUCACCUGGAAAGAUCUAAAUGGCCUGCAGAUUGCCUACCAGCCACCAAACAGCAGCCAUUCUGAGAGGAGGAAUUACGAGGUGGAGUUGGAAGUGUAUGACUUCUUCUUUGGAAAGAGCACACCGAUUACAGUCCACAUCUCCAUCAGAACUUCAGAUACAAAUGCCCCGCGAGUAUCCUGGAACGCAGGUCUGAAUCUCUUGGAGGGGCAAUCUCGGGCUAUCACUUGGGAACAAUUUCAGAUUGUAGACAAUGAUGACAUUGGCGCUGUCCGUCUAGUCACCGUUGAUGGACUACUACAUGGAAGUAUUACACUAAGAGGUGGAAAAGGAUUUCUCUUCACCGUUGCUGACCUACAGGCUGGAGUUGUUCGCUAUCAUCAUGAUGACAGUGAUUCCACCAAAGACUUUGUGGUCUUUAGGAUCUUCGAUGGCCACCACAGCAUCCGCCAUAAGUUUCCCAUCAACAUCUUGCCCAAAGAUGAUAGUCCGCCGUUCCUUAUAACCAAUGUCGUGAUUGAACUGGAGGAGGGACAGACUAUACUGAUCCAGGGUUCUAUGCUGAGAGCUUCAGACAUGGAUUCUAGUGAUGACUACAUCUUCUUUAAUAUCACAAAACCCCCACAGGCUGGAGAGAUCAUGAAGAAGCCAGGACCAGGACUGAUAGGCUAUCCUGUUCCUGGCUUCCUUCAGAGAGACCUGUUUAAUGGGAUCAUUUACUACCGUCACUUUGGUGCAGAAAUCUUUGAAGAUUCUUUUGAAUUUGUCCUGUGGGAUAGCCAUGAACCUCCAAAUCUUUCAGUGACUCAAGUGGUGACAAUCCAUAUUACGCCAGUGGAUGACCAGCUUCCAAAAGAGGCUCCUGGAGUUUCUCGGCAUUUGGUUGUCAAGGAAACCGAGGUGGCCUACAUAACUAAGAAACAGCUACAUUUUAUAGAUACAGAAUCCUAUGAGAGGGAGCUGCUUUACACAAUAACAACGCCUCCAUUUUUCUCUGUUAGCCACAGACAUUUGGAUGCUGGGAAAUUAUUCCUGGUGGACAGCAUACCAAAGCUAACCAAAAACCCUACAGCCCUGGGGCUGAGGUCAUUCACUCAGCAUGCUGUGAACUAUAUGAAGGUGGCCUACAUGCCACCCAUGCAAGACAUAGGCCCUCAUCCCCAACAUGUCCAGUUCACGUUUUCCAUCAGUAACCAACAUGGUGGCAUUUUGCAUGGAAUCUGCUUUAACAUCACCAUUCUCCCAGUGGACAAUCAAGUGCCUGAGGUCUUUACCAACCCUCUGAGAGUGGCAGAGGGAGGUCAGUGUGUCAUCAGCACAGAACACAUUCUGGUUUCUGAUGCGGAUACUAAGCUGGACAAUAUCUACCUCUCCCUCCAGCGACCACCUCUCCAUGGAAGGGUGGAACUUAAUGGAUUGCCUCUAAACACGGGAAGCACAUUUUCUUGGGAAGACCUUCAUGCCUUAAAAAUUAGGUAUCAGCAUGAUGGAUCUGAGGUUCUUCAGGAUGACAUACUCUUGGAGGUCACAGAUGGCACAAAUUCCGCAGAAUUUGUUCUACACAUCAAGGUAUUCCCUGUAAAUGAUGAGCCACCAGUCCUAAAGGCUGACCUCAUCCCCAUGAUGCAUUGCUCAGAGGGUGAAGAGGUGGUCAUCACCUCUGAAUACAUUUUUGCUACUGAUGUGGACAGUGAUGACUCGAGACUGGUGUUUAUGAUUGCACGGAAACCUCAGCAUGGAGUGGUGAGGAAAGCUGGAAUUAUAACAGAUCAGUUCUCUCAGGGAGAUGUUAUCUCAAGAGCUGUGACGUACAAACACACAGGUGGCGAGAUUGGCCUGAUGCCCUGUUUUGACACCAUUACAUUGGUGGUUUCGGAUGGACAAGCUGGCCCUUUCGUGAAUGGCUGUUGCUACAGUGGGGCUCACCCAUCUGUCCCUCUUCAUGAGUCUUUCCCAGUGUAUGACCUCAACAUCACAGUACAUCCAGUGGACAACCAGCCACCUUCCAUUGCAAUCGGUACCAUGUUUGUUGUAGAUGAGGGUCUCUCAGCCUCGGUAACCAUUAACCAUUUGUCCGCCACUGACCCUGACACUGCAGCAGAUGACUUGGAGUUUGUUUUGGUUUCUUCACCCCAGUUUGGUUACAUUGAAAACACACUCCCUUCUGCAGGUUUUGAAAAAAGCAAUAUGGGCAAAAGUAUAGCUUCAUUCCAGUGGAAAGACAUGAAGGCAUUGCACGUUAACUAUGUGCAAUCAAAGCAUCUGAGAAUAGAACCAACCGCUGAUCAGUUCAUGGUGUACGUCACAGAUGGGAAGCGACGCUCCUUGGAAAUACCAUUUCACGUUAUAAUCAACCCCACAAAUGAUGAAGCUCCUGACUUCAUAGUGCAGAAUAUUACUGUACGGGAGGGUCAGAUGAGAGAGCUGGGUUCUUCUGUUAUCAAUGCCGCUGACCUGGACAUCCCCAAGGACUCCUUGCUGUUCACCAUCACUCAUGAACCUCGCCAUGGCCUCCUCAUCAACGGGGUGUUUAGUGAAGGCCUCCCUCAGUAUAAACAGCCAGCAAACCCUGACCAGAAGCAUCACCUUGUUCACAACUUUUCCAUGGAACUUCUCAAGACUGGAAUGAGGUUGCUGUAUGUACAUGAUGACUCUGAGAGCCUUGCUGAUGACUUCACAAUCCAGUUGUCAGAUGGGAAAUAUAAACUAGUUAAAACCAUUUCAGUAGAGGUCACCCCAGUUAAUGAUCAGAAACCAGUGUUGACCAAGCAUUUUCCUUUUCCCAGGAAGGCAGAAAUUGUGAUGAAUAUGGGUGAAACUCGUAUUAUUUCCAAUGCUGUUCUUUCGGCCACAGAUGAAGACUCACCUAGGGAGAAGAUUUACUACUUAUUUGAAAGGCUUCCCCAAAAUGGGCAACUUCAGCUUAAGAUAGAGAGGGACUGGGUCCCGCUCUACCCUGGCAUGAAAUGUACUCAGGAGGAAGUGGACCUGAACAUGCUGAGAUACACACACACUGGGGCAGUGGAUUCCCAGAACAAAGACAGCUUCACCUUCUACCUGUGGGAUGGUGACAACAGGUCACCAGCAUUUGAGUGUCACAUCACCAUCAAGGACAUUGGAAAAGGUGAUAUCGUCAUCCUUGCAAAGCCCCUCGUGGUGUCUAAAGGUGACAGAGGUCUCUUGACGACCACCACUCUCCUUGCUGUAGACGGGACAGACAAGCCUGAGGAACUGCUCUAUGUCAUCACUUCCCCCCCGCAGUAUGGCCAGGUUGAAUAUGUCCGCUAUCCUGGAGUCCCCAUUACAAGCUUCAGCCAAAUGGACAUAGCAGGACAGACAGUCUGUUACAUACGUAAGAGCCUAGUGGUUGCCCCCAGUGACACAUUCAGAUUCAUUGUCAGCAAUGGACUGCGGACGAAGCACGGGGUGUUUGAGGUCACACUGGAGACUGUGGACAAAGCCUUGCCGGUGGUGACGAUGAACAAAGGAUUGAGACUGAUCAAAGGCGCCACAGGCCUACUUACCCCUGACCUCCUUCAGCUGACUGACCCUGACACUCCACUGGAGAAACUCACCUUCCUCCUGGCCCAGCUCCCACAACAUGGCCAACUCUUUCUGCGGGGCACAGCGCUGCUUCAUCCCAAUUUCACUCAACAGGAUGUGGACAGCAAGAACGUGGCUUAUAGGCACUCAGGAGGGGACUCCCAGAUUGACCAAUUUACUUUUACAGCCACAGAUAGGACAAACCAAGGCUUUGUUGUGGAUGGGAGAGUGUGGGAAGAACCUGUUUCAUUCACCAUCCAGGUGGACCAGUUGGACAAAAUGGCGCCCCACAUCACAUACUUGCGUUCCCCUUCUCAAGUGGGACUCCUGAAAAAUGGCUGUUACGGGAUUUACAUCACCUCCCGUGUGCUGAAGGCCUCUGACCCAGACACCGAGGAUGAUCAGAUCAUCUUUAAGAUUUCACAAGGCCCACAACAUGGACAUCUGGAGAACACAACAACGGGUGAAUUUAUCCAUGAAAAAUUUAGCCAAAAGGACUUAAACAGUAAGACCAUUCUUUACAUCAUAAAUCCAUCUCGGGAAGUAAAUUCGGAUGUCAUGGAAUUUCAAAUCAUGGACCCUACAGGGAACUCUGCCCCUCCUCAAAUCUUGGAAUUGAAGUGGUCUCAUAUUGAAUGGUCACAGACUGACUAUGAGGUCUGUGAGGAUGUGGGCGUGUUCCCCUUGGAAAUCACCAGAACGGGAUUCCUCAUGGACUCGGCCUUUGUGAGUGUGAAGGUCAACCCAGUGUCAGCUACAGUUGGAAAAGAUUUCACUGUGACUCCAUCUAAGCUGAUUCAGUUUGACCCAGGAAUGUCAACUAAGAUGUGGAAUAUAGCAAUUACCUAUGACGGAUUAGAGGAAGAUGAUGAGGUCUUUGAAGUAAUUCUGAACUCCCCAGUGAAUGCGGUUCUUGGCACAAAGACAAAAGCUGCAGUGAAAAUUUUGGACUCAAAAGGAGGACAGUGCCAUCGUUCAUAUCACUCCAACCAAAACAAGCACAAAGCGAGAGAGAAGGGCAUUUGGCAUCCACUGCACCGAGGGUCUUCCUCACCCACCACUUCUGGUUCCUUUCAUUUGGAAAGAAAACCCUUUGUAUCUUCCAUGAGACUAGCAGUCACCAGAGGAGACAGCCCACGGGGCUUUGAUUCUACGGAUCUUUCUCGAAUGAGGCUUCGGCCCCGUGGGAAUGGCAGAACAAUUCAUCCCUCCUCUGUUUACAGAAAUGGAACAGACAUCAUCUAUAAUUAUCAUGGGACAGUUUCUCUGAAACUGGAGGAUGACAGUUCCUCCACUCACAAACGGAAGGCCAAAGUCUCUGUCAUUAGCUGCCCACAGAAGACAAUCAAAGUGGCAGAACUGCCUCAAGCAGAUAAGGUGGAAUCCACAACUGACUCACACUUCCCCAGACAGGAUCAGUUGCCCUCAUUUCCAAAGAACUGCACUCUGGAAUUAAAGGGUCUCUUCUAUUUUGAAGAAAGCCUCCAAAAGCUGUAUCAGUGCAAUGGGACAGCCUGGAAAGCCUGGAGCCCCCAAACUAAGGAGGUGGAGGACAAACCCUGCCCAGCUGGGUGGCACCAUCACUCAGGCUACUGCCACUCCUUGAUCACGGAGCAGAAACGCACCUGGACUGCAGCUGCCCAGGCUUGCAGGGAAGAACACCUGGGUAGCCUUGUAACUGUCCUCACAAGGCAGCAUAUGCGAUGGCUCUGGGACAUCAGUGGAAGGAGGCCCUUCUGGAUAGGUUUGAAUGACCAAGUACAUGCUGGCUACUGGGAGUGGAUUGGUGGUGAGCCUGUCACCUUCACCAACUGGAGGAAAGUGACCCAUCAGCAUUCAAAGCCUGGAAAGAACUGUGUUUUGGUUCAUAGACAAGGGAAAUGGCAAACAAAGGACUGUAGGCAGGGCAAACCUCACAGUUAUAUAUGCUCCAGGAAACUCUAAUGUAACUGUCCUUCUAGGCUUACCUGGGAUUUCUCACCUAUUUAUUUAUAGGACUUGUGAACAUUGCUCAAGAGAAAACCAACUGUCAUGACUUAUUUCUUACAUUUUUAAAAUCGUAUUUUAUGAGUGAUUCUCUCUAGUUAAAAAUGGAACAUAAAUUAAUUGUUCCAGAAAGAUCGAUAAAUGAGUAUUUCUUACAAGAUGAGAUACAAUUUUUGCAUCUCAAUACCUUCUAAGAAAAAGCCUGAAGUAUUAUAAGAUGUAAGAUUUGCUUAUUCCAGGUGACACCCUCAGCCCCUAAAUCUCAGGCAGCACCAAUAUCAUGGUUCUUGGAAUUUUUUUUUGUUCCAUUACCUCAAAUGAGUCCUUUCUGAAAUCUAUAUUGCAGGAUCUCCUGUCUGAGUGAAGCUGACCCUACCAGUUCAUUUAACCAAGGUUGAACUGCAAAAGGCUAGUUUUUCCCUUUGAAGCCCUUUUAAGUGUGCAACCUGAGAUUAGAGGCUGCGGAUGGAAAGAAAGGAGAAUUCUUUCUUUAAAAUGUGUUGUGGAAAAGGAAGGCUUUAAAUGGGAGAACCACUCUGUGGCAGCUUAUCUGCAAGGCUCUAGUUCAGGUAAGCAUUCAGGGUGCUCCCUGUACCUCCAAUGUCUCCACAUCACUAUCGCCUUUUCCAAUAAGAAUGCCGGCUAAUAUCUUUCCAAAGUUAAUAAUUGGGCUUCCCCAACCUUUCAGAAUCAUGAGAAUUUGGAAGUACUAUGAGUCUCUCUCUUUGUCCACAUGUAUAUGUAGUACUGACUGGCAUUUCUCAAGGACAUUUGAAAUAGUAUAUAUGAAUGAUGGUUGACAUAUGGAAGAAAAAUAUAGCUUCCUCAGAAGUGUGCCAGUGAACUAUGCUGAUGAACAAAGAAAAGUAAUAUUGAAAACAGAGCCCUUGAAAGCCUAUAUUCUUGGAAAAAGAUUUCACUGCAAUUGUGAGCCCUUAAAUCUUUGCAGAAAUGCCAUGCUAACUUGAUUCUCUAGUGUAAAGGUAUCUUAUUAAUUUUUUUUAUUGUGCUUUAAGCGAAACUUUACAAAUCAAGUCAGUCUCUCAUACAAAAAUUUAUAUACACCUCGCUAUAUACUCUUAGUUACUCUCCCCCUAAUGAGUAAGCACAGUCCUUCUCCCCACUCUGUAUUCCCCCAUGUCCAUCAGCCGGCUUCUGUCCCCUUCUGCCUUUUCAUCUUCCCUCCAGACAGGAGCUGCCCACAUAGUCUCAUUCAUGUGUCUACUUGAGCCAAGAAGCUCACUUCUUACCAGUAUAAUUUUCUAUCUCAUAUUCCAGUCCAAUCCUUGUCUGAAGAGUUGGCUUUGGGAAUGGUUCCAGUCUUGGGUUAACAGAAGGUCUGGGGACCAUGACCUCUGGGGUCCCUCUAGUCUCAGUCAGACCAUUAAGCCUGGUUUUUUACGAGAAUUUGAGGUCUGCAUCCCACUGCUGUCCUGCUCCAUCAGGGAUUCUCUGUUGUGUUCCCUGUCAGGGCAGUCAUCAGUUGUAGCUGGGCACCAUCUAGUUCUUCUGGUCUCAGGCUAAUGGAGUCUCUGAUUGAGGUACCUUAUUAAUUUAUAAUCUCAGCUGAGUGAAGCAUUUUAUGGCAGUGAAGCAUGUUGCAGCCUUACUAGAACUCUCUUCUGAAAUUAAGGUUUGAAUUACAGGAAAUUAGGACUUUAUUUCUGAAAUAUUUACUCCAAAUUUUUCUCUUUUUGUAACAGGGAAAAGUAUGGUUCUGCCAAAUGUAACCUGCAUGAGCAUCAGUGUAACCUUUGAAUCAGAAUUGGCUAUUAAGUAGACUAGAGUUUUGGUGCAGGUUUUAUAACCAUACCUUGCAUAAAACUAGUAUGUUUGGAGAAAUUCAGUCCAGCUUUGGCUAUUAAAUACAUGACAAACAUGCUUUAUUUCUCCCCAUUUAUCAAGCAUUUGAUUAAUAGAAAAACUUACCAAGAGAGGUUAGGAUAAGACUCAGAUGCUCUACCUCUUACUUAAAUCUAAACAUCAUAAUGGAGUCAGGUGGCUCCUUACCUUAGGUGGGAGACUGGUAUAACAUACAGGUCUCCUGUGUCAUACAAACAGUCUCUGGUGUUUAACCAAAAGAUGUCAAAUCCAUCCUCCUGGACCAGCUGUAAUUAGAUUUCUUCUGAUCCACUAGCUUUUGCGGUGUGGAAAGGUGGGAUGCAGCUUAGAGAGGAGAUGAGUUAUUGACCUGAAGGGUUAAGUCCUAGGAGGGAAAGCAAAAGUUCAAGGAAUGAAGAAUUCAAGGGCCAUUCCUUCCUAUUGGAACUCUAGAACCAUAUAAACUGUUAAAACUGGAGAUAUAGAGCUCUGUCAACUAUGCAAAACCCAGUCAGCAUGGUAGUUUUAUCAUACAUUUCUGCAAUUAAAAUAUUUAAAUAUAAUUGCAAAUGUUAGCAUAAAGACAGAGUGUUUUGAUUUUUGUAACAUCUAGAAGAUAACCACUAUAAUAUACUAGAAGAAUAUUUUAAAAUAUUCUUGAUCAUGAAAACAUUUGUUGUAAAAUCUAAGUAAUUGAAAGAAGAUGCAAAUAAAAAUCAGGCAACUUUGGGUGCUGGGCAAUUAUGACCUUCAUUUCUUCCUCAUGAUUGGGCUUUGGAUAGGAGGGUGGUGUGGGAAGCAGGAAAUAAAUGGUUGGCAUGAUUCCUUCUAUCUUGAUUUCCCAUUGCUGCCCUGCAGUUUCUGAUGGGAAUAGGAAGAGAAGACAUGGAAUAAUGGGUAGAAUGGGAGAUUAGAGGAGAGAAAAGGAAAGAGAGGAGAGAAGGAUUGAAUACGAGGGGAUGGAGACAGAUAGUAGCUAGGAAGGAGAGCAUCAGAAAGAAGGACCUGAGUGUCACUGGGCUCCUCUUCCCAAGCUUGAGUACCAACUCAGGAAAGUCUUAACUUUAUCCACCGGCAUCAACCCAGCUCAGUAGUGUGUAGCUUUUCAGAAUCUGCUGAUUUUUGGUCUUUAAAAAAUACACAGCAUAUAUUUGCUUAAAAAAAUAUAAUCAUCAUUUCACCUUCUUCCAAAAAGUGGUAAAAAUGAGCCAGGUGACAUUUAUUUACAUUUCUUUUUUUGUUGUUUUUUUAAUACAGCCAAGAAAGUAUAUACAUGUAUAUUAAUUAACACAGUAGUUCUGUGUAAUUUAAACCAUAAACUGGUGCUGAUUAAUUUUCUUCAACAAGACAGCAUAUUAAAUUACUAUAUCUAAUGUAUCAAAAUUAAUAAAAUACACUUCUUUCUAGUUUUGUUUCAUUGUUCCUUAAGUUUUUAACAUUUUAUGUUUUCCUAGGGACACAUGUGUUUUAUAUUUUAAUGAUUUUACCUGUUGUAAGAACGGGUGGAGGGGAGAACUCAACAUGCCUCUUUUACCCUUAUAGCUUAAACCAACCUUUAGUUGUACUGAUUGCUGAGUUGGAAUCGACUUGAUGGCAAUGGGUUUGGUUUGGGUUUUAGUUGUAUGGCAUCCAUCCAUCCGUCCAUCCUUCCGUCUGUCCAUCCAUCCAUCCACCAUGCAUUCAACAAAUGCUGAAUAUGGAGUACCAACCCUGCCCCUGACAUUGCUCGAGAUGCUAGAGAUAAUAUAGUGAAUAAUGCAGGAAUAAAAAUAUAAAAGCAUAGAAUGAAAAUAUAAAAGCAUGGCUGAGAUAUGCAAAUUUCUUGUAAUUUUUUUAAGCCUCAAGCUUUUACCAGGGAGGAAGUUGAAGUGAAAAUCAUUGAUUACAUUAUUCUGUAGCAUUGAAGAGGAAUACAUAGAUAGAAACAGCUUAGACUGUCUUUUGUUAUAUCUCUCUCCUGAUUAAGAAAUUGGUGGUAACUUCCUGAGUUUAUAAUCACGUCAAAGUGCUAUUGACAGAGCUUGCCUCAAAUUUCCUGCCUCCAAAAUCAGGUUAGUAACUAAAGUUUUUAAAUCUCGCUAAUUGAUUUUGUAACAGUCCCCCCUUCCUCCCACAGACACACCCCAAAAAACAAACAGUAUAUGUCUCUGUAUUUUGGGAAUUUAUUUUUGAAGUAACAGAAAUAAAAGAGAGAGACCUUCAAUAUUAUCUCAUUUAAUACCAUUUUUACAACAGAGAAGACUGAGGUCACUAGAACUGAGGUCUUAGAAGUUGUAGGUUGAAUCUCUUCUAAUUAUUCCAUAUACCUAGUACUGCUCUGGGUAAAAAAUUUUACUAUAUAAAAGUAAAAUACCUCUGAAAUAGGAGUAUGAUAAAAUUCACCACAUACUUGAAAAUAUUACGCUAAGUAAAAGAAAUCAGACACAAAAGGCCAUCUAUGAUAUGAUUCUUUUUAUAUGAAAUGUCCGGAAGAGGCAAAUCUAGAGAGACAGAAAGCAGACUAGUGAUUGCCAAGGCAUGGGAAGAGGAGGAAAUUGGGACUAACUCUUAAUAGGUUUAGGAUUGCUUUUUAGGGGAAUGGAAAUGUUCUGCAAUUAAACGAUGGUUGCCCAACAUAGUUAAUAUAUUAAAAACUACUGAAGUAUACACAUUAAAAUGGUAAAUUUUAUGUUAUGUGAAGUAUAUCUCAAUAAAAAAUGCUAUAAAAAUUCACCAUAUAAAAUUUAUUUUAGUAAGGUGUAAAUGGGUUGAUGUAUUUGCCGUGUGUUUAUCCAAAUUGUCCAAGAUACAUUUUCUAGCCUUUGCCUCAUGCCUCACCCAGGUUUUAGCUUAUUUGUUUAUACAGUUGAUUGAGGGGAAGGGAAUGCCGAUUAGACAUAUUUUUUAAAUUUAUAGUAUAGCUCUGUUGAUAUUCCUCUUGCUUCCUCCAGUCAAUCAUGGGAGAACUGCCACCGAGGGCAGAGUGUGUCUGGAUGUCUUUAAUGUCUAGGACGCUCUGACUUUCUUAACAUAAACUUUAGAACAGGAUCGUGCAGGAAAUGAAUAUACUGUCCUCAUAAUUUACACAUAUAGCUGUUCAUUUCGAACAGCUUUUAUAGGUCUUACAUUCUGGUAAGCAAUAAAGUUUAGUUUAUCUUAAGACAGAAAGAAACAAAAAUCAACUAACACUUCCAUUAAAGGCCUCAUUGUAACCCAUUACACUUUUUCCAAGCAAUGACAUACAAGUUCACCUUUUGCAUCUAUCCCCAUCUGUAUUUUUGCUUUCCACAGGCAAUCAAUCCCAGCUUACCCUGUAGAAGAACAAUAUGUUCAGACCCAACGAUAUGCUGCUUGCAAAAAACACACUUUAAAUGCCAAACCAAAACCUAACCGAUGGCUAUCAGAGUCCAUUCUGACUCAUAGCGACCCUGUAGGACAGCAUAGAACUGCCCUGUAGGAUUUCCAAGGUUGUAAAUCUCAAUGCAGCAUACUGCCACAUCCUUCUCCCUCAGAGUAGUAGCUGGUAGGUUUAAACGGCUGACCUUUCAAUUAGCAGUUGAGCACUUAAGCACUGCACCAUCAGGGCUCCUCACACUUUAA